Molecule: messenger RNA, 924 nt
Organism: Colletotrichum orchidophilum
Lineage: Eukaryota; Fungi; Ascomycota; Sordariomycetes; Glomerellales; Glomerellaceae
Exons: 1
Coding region: 1-924 (307 amino acids)
Source: RefSeq, a predicted model, not a curated record
AUGUCUUCCUUCGGUCGGUCUUUUUCCGCUGCUUCACCCGUUAUGGCUCUUCCUCCCCAGCCCGCCCAUCAAGCGAGCUUCGGCAUGGAACCAUACGCACCCCAGGCCGCGCCCUUUGGCCAACCCACCGCCUUCAAACGCUGCCCUGCGCCGCCGGCAAAGCCUGCCGCAAGCUUUCGAGUCGCCGGUCGCAAACGCUCUCGCGACGAGGCUGCCCCCAACCUGGUUACGGACGAGCCUGAACCACACGCCGCCCCCAAAGAACCCGAGGAAGAGUGGGAGUAUGGCCCUGGCAUGGUUCUCAUCAAGAAGGGUGGCUACGUUGCGGACGCCAGCAGUCAGUCUGGUACCUGGGUUGAGGAAAAGGCGGCGCAGGAGGAUGUUCGCAAAUCACAGGAGGCCAUCACACGUCUCCACGAACAGCAACAACGCCCGUCUUUGCGUAGCAACAAGUCUCAACGUCUUACUCAGGCCAUCAUGCCAACCCUCGACGUCGCCCAGCCAGCCAUGGCGUCUACAUCCGAGCCUCUGCCUCUGGAGAACUCCAUGCAACCAAUUAUCGACCAGUUCACACUUCACCUCGGCAUUGGCUGGAGACGCAUCAGCGAAGACCAACACAUUCAAGCCGCGGCACGCGGCUGGGCCCGAUUUAUUGAGAACCAUUACCCUGUUUCUUCCGCCAUUGUUCGGCUGGAAAGCAAGGGACUACAAUCGUACCUCGUCGAGGCCGCGGAGGGUUUCUUCCUCUUCGCAGAGGAUCUCCGUCAAGGCCGUCUUGUAAGCAGAGACGCGGAGGGCGCUAUGAAGAAUCUUCAGUGCUCGCCUCCGACUUUUGAUGGUUCAGAGACUUUGAUUGCGACAGAAUCGCCGGCAGCAACAGGACCAGCCAACAUGAUGGAGGCUGACAGCAAUAUGGUCAUGUAA